Molecule: messenger RNA, 1825 nt
Organism: Rhipicephalus sanguineus (brown dog tick)
Lineage: Eukaryota; Metazoa; Arthropoda; Arachnida; Ixodida; Ixodidae
Product: microcephalin-like
Exons: 9
Coding region: 62-1561 (499 amino acids)
Biological process (GO): mitotic cell cycle
Source: RefSeq, a predicted model, not a curated record
AAGACGCUUUGGGCGCGUCGUUCGCUUUUGAGCGGCACGAAGUUGUUUCCACAAGUCAGCGAUGGGGUCUACGAGCUCAGAGAGGACGCCUCCGCCGAAGAAAGUGAAAUUUGCCGCUACACCAAAGACUCCAGGAACACCGAGAACCGGGCCCGGCGUUCCAGAGUCCGUGUAUCGGGAGCUGUUGACAGGGCCGCCAACCAACCCCGACGGGCCGAUGCGCGACGUCUGCGCCUUCAUCGAAGUGCGCGUCGGCACCGAGGACGUUUCGUCGACGUUCGAAAGCCUGAUGACGCGGCUGGGUGCCACGGUGCGCCGCCAUUUGGGCCCCAGCGUGACGCACGUCGUGUUCCGCGAGGGCCGUGUGUCCACACGCAAACGAGCCCUGCAAAUGGCCAUCCCCAUCGUGGGGCCGCUCUGGGUGGAAGAGUGCCUCGCCCAGAACAGGCUGGCAUCACCGGAGAGGUUCCCACCAUUUGUGUCUGCAGCCUAUGACUGUCCCAUUCUCAGCCGCAAAAUUAGGAAGCCUCGGUCUUGGCGCACCAAGGUGGACUCUCCGUCUCCAGUUAGGCGGAGGCAAAGGCCCCGGUUGCUCGACCUGAGGUGUGAAGUGCUGCUCGACGAAGCAGUGCUAUCGCCAAAUACACAGCGUUUACAGGACAUUGUUACAAAAGUGAAGACGCAAGUUUUGGGCAAAGUGGCUGUCCCACGGAAGUGCUUGUUGUCAGGAGUGUCGUCCAGCUUUCCACUAGUCCAUCCGAGUGGCUUGAUGAACACACGGGAGGCACAGGAGCCCCACACCCCACUGAAGGAGUUAGCCCAAGUGGAGCAGGGCCCGUUGCCAGGACUGCCUUCGGGAAAGGACCGUCGUAUCAGCCGGCGUAGUUUGGAGGACUUCAGUACAGAUGUGAGCCGAGCUAGGGCUCGUGCCCUGAGCAGGGCUUCUUGGUUGGAAGGCCCAAGCGUCGUCCUGACAGGACUUGAACCAGUUGACCGCGAUGCUGUCGGUGCCAUAGUGAAGGCCUUGGGCGGUUUCACUACUGCAGCCGAGGUCACCGAUCGCACAACGCAUGUGAUAUGUGGCACCGUGGCUGGAAAGCCACGACGGACACUGCACGUGCUGUUUGCCUUAGCAAGAGGCAACUGCUGGCUUCUGCCUGUUCGUUGGGCUUACCAGUCACUAGAGAGUGGUCGCUGGCUGGAAGAAGGUGCCUUUGCCUUCAGCCGUCCCAGGUUGGCCGUUGGGAAGAAACGGAAAUUGUCAGGGUGUCUGGUGGCAGAUGCUCCGCUCCUGGAUGGUCGGGGUCCUUUCUACAUUGGGCCAGCCACAGCACCCCCACCUGAUCGCGUCCGUGACCUGCUACUGCUUCUAGGCGCAGAGGUGUCUCCAUCAUACCUUCGCUGCCAGGUGGUCCUGGGCGAUCCGCAACGCAGCCAGUGGCUCUCCCAAGUCACACACAUCUCCGAGCGAUGGCUCCUCGAUUGCAUCUCUGAACAUCAGGUUCUGCCCUACGACAGCUACCUGCUGCAGAGGCCAGACAGCAGCAGCAGCAGCCAUUGAACAUCAUCAUCACCUUACAAAAUUUCAAACUCGAUUCUCUAGUACUUCGCACUUUUAUCAUUUUAAUGGAGGACAACAGCACAUGGCAUCUGUACAUAGUCAUAAUGUUCAUUGUAGUCAUGAUGUCGCGUGAAUGUUUUUCUUGAUGUGAGGCAUAUGUCUUUUUAUACAACGAUACAUUUUUACGACCUUUUAUGGAUUUUUACAGCCUUUUAUGAGAGUCUUGUCUUGCGAGUGCAGAGUUCACAAAUGUUUUAACCAGAA